Molecule: messenger RNA, 1412 nt
Organism: Cutaneotrichosporon oleaginosum
Lineage: Eukaryota; Fungi; Basidiomycota; Tremellomycetes; Trichosporonales; Trichosporonaceae
Biological process (GO): proteolysis
Molecular function (GO): aspartic-type endopeptidase activity
Source: RefSeq, a predicted model, not a curated record
CAUGCUCACAAUACUUGCUCUUCUCACUGUUGCGAGUGGGGCCGUCGUCGAGCGCGAGCCGCUUCGCAUCGGCCUGUCUCGCCUACCGCUCAGCCUCGAGAAGCGCGGCGAGCCACUUACGAGCACGAAUUACGGCUCUACACUCCACAUGAACAUCUCCGUUGGCACCCCCGAGCAGAAUCUCCUCGUCCCGAUCGUGAUCGGCGACUUCUCAGACAUGCUUGUACUUGCCACGCCCGCUGUCGGUGAUCCCAAUCCCAAUGCCGGCAAUCGGACGCUUUUCGACCCAUCGGCGUCGAGCACAUUCGAGCUUGGCGGCGCCACCGUCUUUUACGGCCUCCGAUCGCAGCCGUCCGUUGGCACGGCAGCGCAAGAUACUGUAAGAGUUGGCCCUGUAUCACUCCCAAAGCAGCCAAUGCUCAUGGCCAAUGUGACAGAUUUCGAUCAGGUGAUGAACAUCAAACGAGGCACGCUUGGUAUGGCGGGCUUUUCUCCAACUUCUGGGUUCGGACUCGAUCUUGCGGCGGCGGCUGGAGGAAAUGAAAUCGGUCUCUUCGUGACGCCAAGUUCGUCAAGGCUGGGAGCGUGGUCGUAUGGUCUGAACGCCGGCGAAAUGAGCUUGGGGGGUCUCAAUCGCUACCUCUACACAGGAAACAUAUCCUACUGCGACGUCGUCAACCCGGAGAAUUGGAUUGUGGCCUUGGAAGGCUUGAAGGUGAAUAACAUCUCUGUGCCGGUGGUGCUGGAUCCUCCGCCCGCAAAAGCCCCGACAGUAUGGCUCGCCCCCGACUUCAACGGGAUCUUCUUGAGAAAGACGCUGGCCGAUCUCGUGUUUGCGCUGAUCCCGGGAUCGAGCUCCGUUUACGAUGCUCCGCUCGAGGAGACGCGCUGGUAUGCGCCUUGCGACACAACUGCAACUGUAUCCCUCGUCCUCGGUGGACAGGAAUACGCACUGCCCGCGAAGCGUUGGCUGACCGGUGAGGUGUUCGGCUCAAGCGGCUCCUGUGCGACACUCUUCCGGUCAUACGUGCAGUCAGCAAACAGCUCAAGCAUGCUGAUUGGAUUGCCUUUCGCUUCGACGGUCUACACUGUUCUGAAGUUCGGCACAACGCCUCAAAUUGGAUUCGCCCCGCUCUCUCCCGCCGCACUCGCACAUGCUCCAGAACAGGCUGCCAACCCCGGCGACAAGCCCACCGGCGCUAUCCCCAGUGGGAGGAGCAGCACAGCUUCUGCGGCUCCCGUAUCCACAGGUGCCGGCGGCACACCUGUCCCAUCUGACGGCACGAGGGCACGCGCGCUCCAGCUCAGCUGGCUGAUUGCCGUCGCGUUGACACUCCAUUUCCUAUAACACAGGAGCAAAUCAUGCAGGUGUUCUUUAGGAAGCUCGCCGGCAUCCCUGACCCGGCGCCGAU